CAGCCAUCAGCCAUAUUGUUUUCUGUCGCUAUUUUUUGUCUUCUGCCUGCCAUUGUUGGGAGCGGUUUCGAGAAGAUUCCUUAAUCCUUUUGCUAAUUUACAAGCUGUUAAACUUGUUAGUAGUGGAAAUAUAUCGUUCGGCGUUAGGCGAUUGAGCAACUCUUGCGCAGCUUCAGACGAAAUCGAUCACCUUACUUCAUGCGAAGACCCAACUAAACCCAAAAAUGGCGGAAAGCAGUGACGAUAGAGAUCAGGAGCUGAAUAAACUUCUGGAGAUUGCUAGAGAGAAGAGAUUCAAUGUGGGCAACUUCGUCAGACCAUUAAAAGAGCUGUGUGUAAAUAAAAUAGCAGACAGCGAUGAUUGUGCAAAAACAAAUCUUUUGCCAUAUCAAUACCUCCCACUUGUGUUGAAAAAGGAAAUCUUGAAACGCAUGGCUGCUCAGCAAGGCUCCUGUCAAGUCAGACUGACCCCUGCCAUGACCGAAUGGAUAUACAAACUGGCAAGCUGUCUCAUGAAUGACAAGACAAAGGAAUUUGACUUCAGCAUCUUUGGUCAAUACGACUGGUUGGACCAUGAGCUAGACCAGAAGGUGUGGCAGAUGCUUGCUGAGAGGUGUCCAAACUUGGAGACCAUCUCAGACAAGUGGCAAAAACAAAAACGCGGUGGUGACUCUUUCUACAUGAGCAAUGUGAUGCCUCACCUAGAGAAGUUUCAACAUCUCAAGCACAUUUUACUGAAAAGAUUUGUCUCCAACUCUGAUGACUUGGAGCAAAUUGCUCAGCAUUUUCCAAAUCUAGUGAGCUUGUCCACCACUUUUGAGUUUGUUGACACACAGUUGAUGAAAAAUUUGUUCCUUCUCCAAAACCUGAAGCAACUUGAUAUCAAUUGGAACAUAUGGAACAAUCAAGAUAGGUCGGUGCUCGACGAGCAGACAAAUUACUGGAGACAAUUCAAAGUAGAGUGCAUGGAGCACCUGCCAUGCUUGCAGUACUGCUAUAUGUCAGUAGGUGCAUGCUACAUCAACGGAAUUCGCCCUUACCGAGGCAACAGCCAACAGCUCUCUCUAAGAGAAAUGGCCGUUGUGAGUGACAUCGACUUUGAACUUUUCCCCUCUUUGGAAACACUUACAGUGCUCGGACCUCUCAAAUCAAAAAGUCAUGAAUUUGGAGUUCUUUCCAAUCUGACAGUUUUGGAAUUGAUUGAAGUUGAUACAUCUGAUGUUCCUGUUGUGCUGACCCACUGUGGUAACAAGCUACAUGAACUGACCAUAAUUGCCUUUGGACCGCAAUACUUGGACCCUUAUAAGGUCAUCGUGAAAUGCCCGAAUCUGCGUAAAUUUGAUGUUUCCGCAGAUUUUUUUGACAACCAGAGCACAUUCUUCAAGUCUCAAGUGAAUACGAACCAUAUGAGGUAUAUGAAACACUUUAAAAUCUGGACUUACGCUUAUGAAGACAUGAAUUUCCCAUCUGACUUUUUGACCCUGGCACUGGCUGCACCAGACUUAGAGACAUUCAAGUCGUAUUCCUUAAAUAUUUCUCUCACUAAACUGACUUUAUUGACUGAGCAGCUAGUGGCAGGAUGCAUUUUGCAAAAUUUGAAGAAAUUUAAAUUUGAAUGCAGUGAACAUGAGCCCAGCACUUGUUUCGAGUUGCUGAAGUUCAUCUGCCUUCUUCCUGUACAUGCUCCUAGACUUCAAUUGAUUCAAAGCAAAUGUUUUUCAAAUGAAUUUGAAGAGCAAUUCAAAAAAUCUUUCCUGUUUGACAUGAUUGAUCAAAUUGAUGGUUUGAAAAUAGCAAUCGAGUUGCCUGACUAACACAUUGACUCAUGACUGCCGGCCUUAUUGUAAAUAUCAAUGGAAGUUGUAUCGUAACAUAAGAAUCAAAUUUCCGCUCUGGCUGGCCAUAAUUGCAUGCGUAUCUAAAAUUAAUUAUGUGUUCUUUGUUGAUGAAAUUAUUUUUCUGCAAAUAAAUUUGAUUUCAAGGAAACCCAGCAUGUGAUAUUUUCCAUUCAAAAUUUCGGCAUAACACAUCAGCUUUUAUAAAUUAUGAGCUGGAUUAAAAAAUAUAAAUUAUGAGCUGGAUUAAAAAAUAUAAAU
Molecule: messenger RNA, 2096 nt
Organism: Neocloeon triangulifer
Lineage: Eukaryota; Metazoa; Arthropoda; Insecta; Ephemeroptera; Baetidae
Exons: 5
Coding region: 225-1814 (529 amino acids)
Source: RefSeq, a predicted model, not a curated record